Molecule: messenger RNA, 2469 nt
Organism: Hippocampus comes (tiger tail seahorse)
Lineage: Eukaryota; Metazoa; Chordata; Actinopteri; Syngnathiformes; Syngnathidae
Gene: med18
Product: mediator of RNA polymerase II transcription, subunit 18 homolog (yeast)
Exons: 2
Coding region: 1193-1822 (209 amino acids)
Biological process (GO): termination of RNA polymerase II transcription; regulation of transcription by RNA polymerase II
Cellular component (GO): core mediator complex; mediator complex
Molecular function (GO): transcription coregulator activity
Source: RefSeq, a predicted model, not a curated record
UUGUGUAAGUGUCACUACAGUUAACAUGGUUGUGUGACUUGUGCUGUAAAUCACGCCCAAUUCACGCACUGCCGCGCGUUUCUUGACUUGUUCCUCAAGGUGGCGGCAGUUUGUCAAAGAGUUGCACAAAAUGAAGGGGGAAAAUAUCAAAUGCAGAGGUGUAAGUUAUUUAAGUAAAGAAAUGGGCUAAGUCAGGAAAUUGGAAGACAUUUUUGCAAAGUAAAAGGAGAUAUCAUUAUGAUUAAAAAACGUUCUACGACACACUUUAUUUUUGAAAUAAUCAGCUGCACUCAACAAGCUGAAUCGAGAGUAGAGAAAAUAGCGAUUGCUGUGAAAAGUGCUACAACAUAUAUUGACAUCCAAGGAAUAACAUGGGAACAAGAGGAACAUUGAAAGAAUAUAAAAAGAAAUAGAAACUCGAUCCCGAAAUCAGAAUGCUGUGAGCCUCAUUGCAAAUUUGAAUAUUAUAUUUUUUUAAAUACUAAAAAUAAGCAAUUAUUAACAUACACGGUGACUAGUCACUGUAGUUAAAAUGCUACAUCUGAGUAUUUAGUACAGUAAUUAUACAAUACAGUAACAAUAUUUUAAAAAACGUAGCAAUGUACUCCUUACCACUAGAUGGCGUUGUUUGCCAGUCGUCAAAUGACACGAAGAAGAACACAACAAAAGUAGGAGCGGGAGCGAAGAAGCACAAGUUGGUCAACUGUCUUGUGUGGCGUCCCAGAUAAAUGCGUUGUUUCACUCGUGGCGUAAUGAAGCGAGUUUUAACCACGGUGCCGACAACUUAACUAGCUGCUAGUUAGCUUGCUAGCUUACACCGCUACACAUCGUGAACAGAACCGUGUUUUCCUUCUCUAGCUCCGUUAAUGUUGUUCUGGUGCCUUCGUGUUGUGAUUAACAAGUCCCUACAUAUGUACCUUUGAUUAACAAACGUAACUUGAAUUAGUUAAUUCACAAACACGCUGACAUUUCUUGGUAGCUAGCACCGCUGUUUAGGCGUUAUAUUAGGCCUCUUGGCUCCUCGGUGUUUCCUGCGGAGGCCGGCUGUCUUUGCCGGUGACCUACGGCAGCUGGAACUUCUGGAAAUCAAAGGUGACCCAUCGAUGUUUUUUUCCCCCCCGCUAGCUUUGCAUGAUCAUCGAGUUGAGGUGAAGUGCAAACUGUUGUUCUAGUUUACAGUUGCUGAAGCGAGAUGGAGGCUCCUCCAGUCACUGUGAUGCCCGUUACCGGCGGCACCAUCAACAUGAUGGAAUACCUUUUACAAGGAAGUGUGUUGGACCAGGCCCUGGAAAGCCUUUUGCAUCGCCUGCGAGGCCUUUGCGACAACAUGGAACCUUCCACCUUCACUGACCACGAGCUGGUUUAUCUGCUGAAAGGCCAGCAAGGUAACCCUUUUAUCCUGCGUGCCCGUCGCUCGCUUUCCCAGCCUGCCGCCCCGUGGCACCUGCGCUACCUGGGGCAGCCGGAGGUGGGCGACAAGAGCCGCCACGCGCUGGUGCGCAACUGCGUGGACGUGGCCGCCUCGCACAGUUUGCCCGAGUUCCUCAACGAGAUGGGCUUCCGCAUGGACCACGAGUUUGUGGCCAACGGGCACAUUUUCCGCAAAGGCGCCAUGAAAGUGGUGGUCAGCAAACUGUCGCGAAUCCUGGUCCCGGGGAACACGGACAACACGGAGCGGCUGUCGCUGUCUUACUUGGUAGAGCUGAGCGUGUUGGCGCCCGCUGGCCAGGACACCGUGUCGGAGGACAUGCGCAGUUUUGCGGAACAACUCAAACCUCUGGUUCACCUGGAGAAGAUUGAUCCCAGCAAACAGAGACAUUGACGGACCUCCGCAGCAUUCACGGAAAUGCUCGAUCUCGCCUUUUAUUUUUCCAUGUUUCACAAAAUGCAAUACACCCACGGUUGACCAAACAGCUCGUUGUCCGUUUGCUUUAUUUAGGGAGGUUCCCCGCACUCAGUAUAAAUGAUGGAUGUUUUCCUGCAAUUUGACUCAAGUGGCUUUGCGCCCAAAAACAAUCCAUCAUCUCGCACUUCUCUGUAACAGUUUAUAGAUGAGAGGCCGUAGUUCCCACUAAGGCAAUGCUUCCCAACUGUGUUUGAGUCAAGGCACCAAUUUGAAACCAUUCACAUCUCAUGACCACUAAACAAAAAUACUGAAAUAACGAUCAUCUUGACUCGGCACACUCGGUGUGAAAUAUGGGCCUGUUUGUUUGAAUACACUCACCGGACGCCAUCACUUGGCUGUACCCAAAAGUUUACAGUACCUUCUGCCAUCUAACGGGAUAACUUUUUUUUUUUUUUUUUUUUUUGUUCUGCCCGUUCCUGAACAUUGCUGGCAUCGGUGAAGAGUAGAAAAAGAAAUCAACAAAACUUUUUGUAGAUGGUUGGCAGCUUUGGUCAGUAUGAUUUAUCGUAUUUUGAAAAAAGUCAUGUUACUAGAUAAAGCUUGAACUGUUUAACUGUUACAGA